Messenger RNA from Macadamia integrifolia, 1085 nucleotides. RefSeq names its product glucuronoxylan 4-O-methyltransferase 3-like. The record is from RefSeq and is a predicted model, not a curated record. The transcript has a single exon. Gene Ontology annotation, biological process: xylan biosynthetic process. NCBI's taxonomy places the organism in Eukaryota, Viridiplantae, Streptophyta, Magnoliopsida, Proteales, Proteaceae. The coding region runs from base 62 to 943 and encodes 293 amino acids.
UUCCUUAAAUAGAGUUGGUAUGCAGAACAAUGAGAGCAUUAUCAAACACUAGGAGAAAAAAAUGAAACCCAAAACCCAAAAUCCCCUCAACCUUAAGCUCAUCAUCUUUGGUUUCUUCCUUGCCUUCCUUCUCAUCCUCUUCAUACUAAGGUCAAACUUCUCAUCAUCAUCAUCAUCCAAGCCAUUAACCAACAAGGAAGAAGAAGCCCAAUAUCCCACAAGUUCUUGCCCACCUGAUCAUCAGUUAUCCACAUCAAGUUGCACCAAAAUCCCAUCCUCCCUAGUUCAAGCUCUCCUCCACUACACAACAUCAAACAUCACUCCACAGCAAACCAUCAAAGAGAUCUCAGUUACAUCCCAAGUACUAGAGAGGAAGUCCCCUUGCAACUUCCUAGUCUUUGGCCUAGGCCAUGACAGCUUCAUGUGGAGUUCACUAAACCAUGGUGGAAGAACAGUUUUUCUUGAGGAAGAUAGAUCUUGGAUCCAGCAAAUCAAACAGAGAUUCACAACCUUAGAAUCUUACCAUGUCUACUACGAUAGCCGGGUUCGAGAUGCCGAUGAUCUCAUGGAGAUUGGCAAGGGAGAGGAAUGCAAAGUAGUGGGGGAUGCAAGGCAUUCUAAGUGUCAACUAUCACUUAAAGGGUUGCCUGCUAAGAUUUAUGAAAUAGAAUGGGAUUUGAUAAUGGUGGAUGCACCAACUGGUUAUUUUGAAGAUGCACCAGGGAGGAUGAGUGCCAUUUAUACCGCUGGAUUGAUGGCGAGGAAUAGGAAGGAUGGAGAGACUGAUGUGUUUGUUCAUGAUGUGAACAGGGUGGUAGAGGACCAGUUCUCUAAGGCCUUUUUGUGUGAAGGGUACAUGAGGGAACAAGAAGGUAGGCUAAGGCACUUCACCAUUCCAAGUCAUAGAGCUAGUGGGGAUAGGCCCUUUUGUCCUGAAAGUUGAGAGAAUUACUAUAUUUUGAUGCAUGAGAGUACUUGAUCUAUCUUUCUGCCAUUUGAGAGUAUUCUUUGUUCUGGUUUAUUUUGUUUUUUCAGAUUUUUUUUUUUUUUGGAAUAAUUAUAUUCAUGAAAUGGAAUUUUAAGGA